Brassica rapa (field mustard) is the source of this 3715-nucleotide messenger RNA. Its product is annotated as ethylene-responsive transcription factor ERF094. The record is from RefSeq and is a predicted model, not a curated record. Lineage: Eukaryota; Viridiplantae; Streptophyta; Magnoliopsida; Brassicales; Brassicaceae. Gene Ontology annotation, biological process: ethylene-activated signaling pathway; regulation of DNA-templated transcription. Gene Ontology annotation, molecular function: DNA binding; DNA-binding transcription factor activity.
GAACCCCAAAUUUUGGGUUUCCUCGGAAUUUCCUCGGAAAUUCGUCGGAAUAUUCCGAGGAUCUCAUUUUCCGUCAGAAUGUCCGUCAGAAUUACGCUGUUUUCUUGUAGUGCGAGUUACAUAAAAACGUUGAGUAUUACUGUAUAAUGUAUCGGGUAUUUGUCGCAAACUGCUAGAGCAAAUGAAGAUAAACAAAAGAUAUUAUAUCAGAUUGAUCGCUUAAGUUUUGAAAAAUGCAAGAUUUUCCAUUCUACAGACCAGCUGACACUUUCAAAUAAUCUAUAUAGAGUUGUCGUUGAGAGGUCCAAUGAUUCUUUUGUACGCUUAGAAAUCGAACCUUCUCAUCUACUGUCAAUUUAUUAGGUUUCAACUUGCAGCCAAGCGACCCCGCAUCAGUCUAAUCAGUCGUCUCUUCUGAUUAUAUGGGGUAUUGUCAUCCUUAUUGAAAGUCAGAACUUUCUUUUUCAUAUUUAAGAAAGUUUUACUAUUCUAAUUAUCUGCCAACCACUAUGAUAUGAUCGUAACUAACUUACAUAUAAUUAGAACUCCGCACACUAAGUAACACUUGUCAUACUACAAUUUUUUUUAACGCUAGUUUAUUAUAUUAUCUAUAACAUAGAUAAUUUUAUAACCAAUAAUUUUAUUUAUUUUAUAACGAUUCACAGUUAAAUAUAUCAUUCUAAAUCGUCCUAUGAAGAUGAUUCUACAUACAUCAUGUUAAAUAUAUUAUGUAAUAUUUUUUUGUUAAUUUGCAUUUUUCACUUUUCUAUAACUCAAAUUCAGUUCUUAUUGUUUAAAAUAUUAACUAACUUCAAUCAAACCAAUAGACUAAGAGAACUUCCAUUAUUAUACUAGGAAUCCAAAUCCUAGUUUAGUACGCAAUUCCCGUUGAUUUUAAUGGUUUAAGUUCGAACUCGUAACUUUGGUUGUUUUUAAACAAAAAAAAAUAAGGAAUCAUUAGUACACAACUGAUUUACUGCUAUUGAUUUUGACCAUUCUUUUUACAUUGUGUUUUUGUUUACUGAAAUGUUUGUAUAAUGGCUAAAAAUUACUAAUUCGUAUGUAAAUAAUGUAAUGCAUGGAGGUGGACGCUUAAUGAUGUGAUAUAGGGACAAGUCAUAACAAGUGUUGAAAAUACAUUUAUACCAGCAAUAACAGUGAAAAUAGAAGCUCUGGGAUCUGUACAUUAUAGUAUUAUAACGCUCCAAUCAUAGAGGCGGCGGCGACGAAACCUGAGCCAAUACAACUUCUUCAUCUUGUAACAGAAAACAUAGUCAAUUCCGUGAAGCGCGAAUAUUAUUAUGUGGCAGUCAAUCUUUAUACCCCGACAAGACUACCCUCCUGCAAAACAAUUUGACCAAAAUAUACCUCGUUUGAUAAAUCUAUUAUCAGUUUGUAAUUACUUUUAGCCUUUGUAAUGAAGAAUUAUAUAUUCUAGUUACAUUUGAUGAUGAUCAAAAUGACAGUAUAUAUUUUUGGCAAAAAAGCAGUAUAUUUCUACUAUACAUCAUUCAUCGAAGGUUUUAUUAAGUUGUUUUACAUAUAUAAUUUCUGGUACACCGUGAAAAACACUCGGAACAUGUGGAAAAAAACAUAAUAAUAAACUAAUAUUAUAACAUGUGAAGAAACAUAAUAAUAAAGUAAUAUUAUAAAUAACUUGCAUGGAGACGUUGAAAAAACCAAUGAUUCUUAUCAGCUGUUUGUCGCAUGUUUGACCCAUUUAGCCGCAUAUUUGUAAUCACUAUUGUCAGUAAAACAAAUCUUGCAUAUUAAAAUUGAUAUGUUUUGUAUAAAAUAUAUUGUUUGUUUGACCAAAAAAAACACAUAUAUUGUUAGUUUGUUACUAUGCAUGUGCUAUAUAAACGAUUUAUCUAUUUAAGAUACAAUGUAGCGGUUUAAUGUUAGCAUUCUACAAGUUACUCGAGUUAUUAUACUAGUGUGUUGCAGGCUGUGAUCAAAUGGUAGAUGAAACCUGGGAAUGUGCUAAAACAUCCUCCAAAAUCUGAGUGUCUUUAAACAAUCAGACUUGAAAUUUAGUGUAUGUAAUUAGUACAUUAACAUGUAAAAUCUUAUUUCUGACAUUAGUUAGAAAACAUUCAAAAUUUGAAGUAGACAUAUAAUGUUUUUUUAAAGGCAAGACAUAUAAUGGCUCUUCAGAAAAAAUCAUUUAUGUAGUACUAACUACGUUACUAUCUUUUUACCGAAAAAAAAACUACGUUACUAUCAAAUGAAUAUAAUCCGAUAUAAUAUAAAGAAUCGUUAUAUUAUUUGUUCAAAUUCGGAUCACAUUUUGAUGUUUCGUUUAAAUUCUUAUCUCGUAUUCUCUUCCAUUAUAUGCUAACUAUAGUAAUUAAGAUGUAGCCAUAACGACAUCUCGAGAAACAAACGCCAACAUGGCAAAUAUAUGCCAUGUCAACAAAUGGGUGACCUCAUGUAUUUUGUCGGAAACACGCCGCCGUACGUCAUUCCCUCAAACUUGGUCUUGUCCCACGUGGAACAAUGCACCCACCUCUGUGUUAUCGUAUUAGAGAUAGAUCCUAUUACGUAUUUUACCUUCUUUUUUUGGCUUGUUUCUCUUAUAUUAUCUUUUUGCAUGGCCCCAUUUUCCAUUUUUUUUUAAAUGGUUAUUGAGUUUUUUGGGAGGCAGCCUUGUUAUUGAUUGGUUGCAAUGAAAUAAAUAUAUAUUAAAUUAUUAUUAUAUUAUUAAUAGCUCCCUUAUUAAAAUAUCUAAUCAGUUCCCCAUCUCGUGUAUAUAUAUCCCAUGUAUUUUCCAAGUUUAUAGCCACUUAAUAUAGAGAUCUUAAGAAGAAAAUCGUUAAAAAGAUUGUAAAUGGAGUAUCAAACUAGCUUCUUCUACGAAAACCAAGCUCAAGAGUUUUCACCGGAGAACUCUUGUUCAACAAACUCAUGGAGCUCACAAGAAUCAUUCUUGUGGGAAGAGAGUUUCUUACAUGAUCAAUCAUUUAGCCCUUCCUACUACUCUGACGACUUCUUAGCAUUUGGAUCAUCACUCAUCAAGGAAGAAGAGGGAGAAGACACCGUGGUGGCCUUGGAGGAGGAGGAGAGGUCAUACAGAGGAGUGAGGACGAGGCCGUGGGGGAAAUACGCAGCCGAGAUAAGAGACUCAACGAGGAAAGGGAUAAGAGUGUGGCUCGGGACGUUCGACACUGCGGAAGAGGCUGCCCUUGCUUAUGAUCAGGCAGCUUUCGCUUUGAAAGGUGACCUUGCGGUACUCAACUUCCCCGUAGAUGUUGUUAGGGACUCUCUCCAGAAGAUGGAGGAUGUAAAUUUCGAUAACGGAGAGUCUCCGGUGAUAGCUUUGAAGAGAAAACAUUCCAUGAGAAACCGACCCAGAGGAAAGAAGAAGUCUUCUCCAUCUUCCUCUUCCUCUUCGUCAUCAUCUUCAAGAAGUAGAAUACAAAGUGUUGCUAUGAAGCAAGAAAGUACUACAACACUUGUAGUUUUUGAGGAUUUGGGUGCUGAGUAUUUAGAAGAACUUAUGAGAUCGUGUUCAUGAUCAUCUCUCUUUUUACAAUAAUAUGAGAUUUAAGUGACCUCUGAUUUUUAUAAUAGUUUUUAUUGUUGUCGGAUUUUGGAAGGGCUGUGAUGGAGAUGUUGGAAGUGUAUAGACAAGUGGUCUACCGUUGCGUUAUUGUUGGAAAGCAUGUAUUAUGAAUUAUCUAAUACUACGUAAAUCACUAUACCUUAAUGCUUA